CUAAAUAACUCGAUUCAAACAGACUUACUGAUAUUUAUGUUGUGCGAAAUUAUAAAAAUGGAAGAACACGUUAACGAAUCAAUGAACAAAUCCGAUGUAACGUUUGAUAAUCUUAUAAUUCUAAAGGAAUUCAGUAAUAUUGUAAAUCAUGUGAGCGAUGAGGAGUUUCUUGAAACGGUGCCUAAAGCAAAAAUGAAGCGAGUAAAAUGGGUGCCAAUGUUCAACUGCUUGAAACAAGGAAUUCUGGAUGAAAUGAUACAGGAAAUGAAUGCUAUGUGGGCCUCAGAAAACUUACCACAAAAGUUGGAAAUCUUACAGAAACAGCAAGCGAAAUAUAGUCACAUAGAUUCAAACACAACAUUAUGGAGGCCUCAACUGGGUGAUGUCAGAAGCCAAUUGAAAGCUCAUGAUGUUACAAACUUACAAAAACAAAAGAAAGUGCUGGAAGGCCUAGCAAAAGAGUAUGAAGCCAGAGUCAGCAGACUAAAAAAGAUUCUUUCUGCCAAGCGAGGAUACAUCAAAGCAUUGAAAAUGGAUGUUGCCAAAUAUCAGAAGAAGAAUGAAAGCACUGUUUCUAAAAUCAGUGAAAGACUUGAGAGCCAUGAGCAGCAAAUUAAGAUAAUUAUACCUACCAAGCCAGAUCUUGAGAUAAACUGGGCAGAUGUGGACCAUGAUGAGGAAAUUGAAAAUGCAUGACCAUUUUAUUGGAAUAAAAUUUAUAUUUCAGAAAAUUGUACACAUCUGAGAAAAAGUACAGUGAAUUUUAAUAAUAA
Molecule: messenger RNA, 773 nt
Organism: Cydia splendana
Lineage: Eukaryota; Metazoa; Arthropoda; Insecta; Lepidoptera; Tortricidae
Exons: 3
Coding region: 37-696 (219 amino acids)
Source: RefSeq, a predicted model, not a curated record